Molecule: messenger RNA, 1890 nt
Organism: Drechmeria coniospora
Lineage: Eukaryota; Fungi; Ascomycota; Sordariomycetes; Hypocreales; Ophiocordycipitaceae
Exons: 3
Coding region: 1-1890 (629 amino acids)
Biological process (GO): mRNA processing; protein ubiquitination; ubiquitin-dependent protein catabolic process
Cellular component (GO): nucleus
Molecular function (GO): zinc ion binding; nucleic acid binding; ubiquitin protein ligase activity
Source: RefSeq, a predicted model, not a curated record
AUGUCGUCUUCCGUUUUCUUCAAGUUCAAGUCUCAAAAGGAGCCCACUCGUGUCGAGUUUGACGGCACUGGUAUAUCUGUCUUCGAGCUAAAGCGUGAAAUCAUCAGCAAGAGUGGCCUCGGCGAUGGAACCGACUUUGACCUCUUCAUCUACACCGACGACGGCAGCGAUGAAUACGACGACGACACCACCAUCGUUCCGAGAUCCACCACGGUCAUAGCACGGCGCCAACCGGCAGCCAAGCCAGGUGCCGGCCGCGCCGCCCGAUACAUCUCCGGCAAGGCUCCCGUGUCGGCCAAGAACUCGGGUCGCAGGGAACAGGCGGCCAAAGCGACGGCGGCCAAACCCAGCGCGAGCGCCAUCAAUCAGAUGAACUCGGCCAUGACGGAAGAGGAGAAGAUGGCGGCCAUGUUCGCCGCCCAGAGCGAGCAGUGGUCUGCUCAGCAGGAAGAGAUGUCCCACCAGGCGCCCGUCUUCAACAAGGGCGGCAUCAAGCGACCCGCCAACGUACCAGACCACGACCCACCCGCCGGCUACAUCUGCUAUCGAUGCGGCAACAAGGGCCACUGGAUCCAGAUGUGCCCGACAAACGACGAUCCCGAAUUCGACAACCGGCCCCGCGUCAAGCGAACCACGGGCAUCCCGCGUUCCUUCCUGCAAAAGGUCGACAAGGCCGUCGUCAUGGCACAGUCCGACGGCGACGAGUCGAAGAGGCCCUCGGGCAUCAUGGUCAACGCCGAGGGAGACUUUGUCAUUGCCGAACCGGACAAGGCCUCCUGGGAGCGCUUCCAGGCCAAGACCAAAUCCUCGGGACCCGACAAGGAGGUGCUUGCUGAGAACAAGGAGGUGCAGGAGCGCGGGCUCGAGUGUUCGAUUGACAGGAAGAUGUUCAUAGAACCAAUGAAGACCCCGUGCUGCCAGAAGACGUUUUGUAAUGACUGCAUAACGAAUGCAGUCAUCGAAAGCGACUUCGUCUGCCCUGCCUGCCAGACCGAAGGAGUACUGAUCGACGACUUGAUUCCCGACGAGGAGACGUCGAGGAGGAUUCAGGAGUACCUGAAGGAGAGGGAGGCGGCCAAGACGCCCCGCGAGUCGCCAAAGCCCGAGCCCGUGACGGCGGCCGAGCCGGCCGAGCCGGAUGCGCAGCAAGUUCAGCCGACGCUUGAUUCCGACAAGACGGAAGCGAACGACGCAGACUCCAAGGAAGCAACCAAGUCGCCGACGCCGGCGCCCACGACCGCCCGAUCCCCCCCCAAGGUCGCCGAGGCCAAGAGCGGAGGCCAAGGCGUCGAGGCCGAAGCCGACAAGGCCGCAGAGGCGAAAUCGGCCGAAGGCAUCAUCCCCAAUGCCAAGAAGCGACCGGCGACGGAUGUCCUCGAGAACCCCAACAUCCCCAAAGGUCCCAAGGCGAUGCUGAAGCAGCAGGCGAUGAACAGCAUGCCCAACAUGAUGAACAAUGGCGUGCCCAACAUGGGCAUACCCAACAUGAUGUUCAACGGCAUGCCGAUGAUGCCCAACAUGAUGGGCAUGCCGCCCAACAUGGGCAUGGGCAUGGGCAUGGGCAUGCCGAUGAUGGGCAUGCCGAUGAUGGGCAUGCCGGGCUUUGGCGGCAUGAACGGCGGAUGGGGCAUGAACGGCAUGAACGGCAUGAACAACAUGAACGGCAUGAACAUGAACGGCAUGAACGGCAUGAGCAUGCCGGGCGGCCCCAUGGGCGGCGGCCCCAUGAGCAACGGCAUGGGCGCCAUGGGCGGAUUCCAGAACGGAGCCAACUUUGGGCAGCAAGCAAACGUCGACGACGAAGACGCCUACUUCCGAAAGCCGAUCAACCCCCACAGACAUCAAAACAAGCAGCGGAGGGCGCGGCCAAGCGACUACAGAGAGUUGUGA